This is a messenger RNA of Tetrahymena thermophila SB210, 348 nucleotides long. Its product is annotated as transmembrane protein, putative. The transcript is spliced from 2 exons. The record is from RefSeq and is a predicted model, not a curated record. NCBI's taxonomy places the organism in Eukaryota, Ciliophora, Oligohymenophorea, Hymenostomatida, Tetrahymenidae.
AUGACUGAACUAGGUGAAGAUGAAAUAUAAGAAUAAAGUUUUGAAAACUAUGAUGGAAAGUUCUCUUUGGAUAUUGAAAAGGAGAAUAGGAAAAAAGUGAUUAAAUAUCUUUUAGCGUUUGUUUUUGCUGCUGUCAUAAUCAUAAUAUUAUCUAAUCAUUUCUUUUUUGCUAAUGGUACAAAAGAAAAAGAUAACUCUGAGUUUUAAGGAGAGACAAAAGUUAAUUAAGACUAAUUUUAAAUAUACCAGUAAGAAAUAUAGCCAAAAUACCAUUAAGGUUGCAUUCAGUAGUAAACAUAGGAAAUUAACUGUCUGAAAUGGAAGAAAAUAUUAAUAUUGAUCGCUUGA